Molecule: messenger RNA, 4402 nt
Organism: Ctenopharyngodon idella (grass carp)
Lineage: Eukaryota; Metazoa; Chordata; Actinopteri; Cypriniformes; Xenocyprididae
Gene: ghra
Product: growth hormone receptor a
Biological process (GO): cytokine-mediated signaling pathway
Cellular component (GO): external side of plasma membrane
Molecular function (GO): protein binding; cytokine receptor activity
Source: RefSeq, a predicted model, not a curated record
UUCUAUGCUGCAUGAGUGUUUUGGUUGUUGCGCCCGCUCAGCGCGUGGGAGACCGCUAUAUUUCGCAGCUCGCGCCAAGGCUCGAAUAUUUGUCGGCAGGGGGCGCGAGCCAGUGACAUUGCCCGAGACCAGUAAAUGUAAAUCUGGACUGGAGACUUGAAGUACUACGCAGUCAACGUGAGACCCUUCAGGAUCCGCGCGGUGCCCCCCACUCCUUCUUAAUAUAUCCCUGUCAACACUUUCCAGCGCGUUAUACCUGAAAACCCUCCAACGCGUUCAGCAUUGUUCCCGAAAAGAUGUUCGGGUGAUUUUUGAGAGUCAUCUGAUCACGUUUUUGCAUCGUUUUAGAGGGAGAGAAUAUCGAGAGACCCACAACACUCAAGUCUGUUGAUCCGGAUGAACGAACUGGUGAAAAAGUAAAAACUCGCAACAGAUUUGCUCGUGGACAACUUCUCUGAGGCUGAGGAGACAGCAGAAGCUAUGGCUUACUCUCUCUCACUCAGUCUGCUCUGCCUGGGCUUGCUGUGUGGAAACGGACUGGUGUCUGCACGAGGAUCCAAGCUGUUCACUGCAGAUCCCAGCAGAGGACCUCAUUUUACGGGCUGCCGCUCCAGAGAACAGGAGACCUUCCGUUGCUGGUGGAGCGCUGGGACCUUCCAGAACCUCACAGAGCCUGGAGCCCUAAGGGUCUUCUACCAGACCAAAAAUGCCCUCUCUAGUGAGUGGAAGGAGUGUCCAGACUACACACAUACUGUGGAAAAUGAGUGCUACUUCAACAAGACCUUCACGCACAUCUGGACCUCCUACUGCAUCCAGCUGCGCUCAGUUCCUCAGAACAUAACCUAUGAUGAGGCCUGCUUUACAGUGGAAAACAUUGUGCAUCCUGACCCACCAAUUGGGCUGAACUGGACUCUACUGAACGUGAGCCUCUCAGGGUUGCACUUUGACAUCCUUGUGCGCUGGGCUCCCCCUCCGUCAGCAGAUGUGCAGACGGGCUGGAUGAGUCUGGUGUACCAGGUUCAGUACCGGGUCAGGAACAACUCCCAGUGGGAGAUGCUGGACCUGGAGAGUGGCACACAGCAGUCUAUCUACGGUCUGCACACUGACAAAGAGUAUGAAGUCCGUGUGCGCUGCAAGAUGUCAGCCUUUGACAACUUUGGCGAAUUCAGUGACAGCAUCAUUGUACAUGUGGCACAGAUAGCAAGCAAAGAAUCAACAUUCCUGACGACGUUGGUGUUGAUUUUUGGAGUGAUUGGAGUGGUGAUUCUUCUUAUCCUCCUCAUCUUCUCCCAGCAGCAGAGAUUGAUGGUAAUCUUUUUACCACCUAUUCCUGCCCCUAAAAUCAAAGGCAUCGACCCAGAGCUGCUAAAGAAUGGAAAACUUGACCAGCUCAAUUCUUUGCUAAGCAGCCAAGACAUGUACAAGCCGGACUUCUAUCAUGAGGACCCAUGGGUGGAGUUCAUCCAGCUGGACCUUGAUGACCCUGCAGAGAAGAACAGUGGUUCUGAUACACAACACCUGCUGGGCCUGUCCCACUCGGACUCCUCUCGAGUCCUUAAUUUCAAAAGCGACGACGAUUCGGGUCGUGCUAGCUGCUACGACCCAGAAACCCCAGAUCCUGAGGACUUGGCUUCCCUUCUACCUGGCCAUUCUGGACGGGGAGAGCAGCACCCUCUGGUUUCCAGAAGCAGCUCGUCUAUCCCUGACCUUGGCGUCCAGCAGACAUCAGAAGUGGUGGAGACGCCCAUUCAAACGCAACCUGCUGUGCCCAGCUGGGUUAACAUGGACUUUUAUGCCCAAGUAAGUGAUUUCACACCAGCGGGAGGAGUGGUGCUCUCGCCUGGACAGCUGAACAACUCUCCAGAGAAAAAGAAAGAGGAAGAGAAUGAGAAGAAGAAGAUACAAUUACAGCUGCUUUCUGACGGAGCCUACACCUCAGAGAACAUGGCCAGGCAGCUUUCCAGCGACGUACCGCCCAGCCCUAGUCCUGAGCAGGGGUACCAAUCAUUGCCAACCCAGGCUGUUGAGGGGAACCUCUGGAAUGGGGAGUACUUGGUGUCCGCCAGCGAUUCCCAAACACCGUACCUGCUUCCCGAAGCUCCUCCAGUCCCCAUACUGCCACCAGUGUCAGACUAUACUGUAGCAGGAAGUGGACGCCCAGCACAGCCUCCUCCUGAAUCCUCCUUCCUCGCAACCCACGGUCUGUUCGCACAGCCCAAACAAACACCUCCCUGCAUUGCCAACCAUGCCAAUGGGGUACCUCACCCCAGACCUUCUGGGAAACCUGACUCCAUGAAGGGACUAAGAAGCGCAAAAGUUGAUGGUCUUGUUGUACCUUCUCACUGCUGGAAACCAAAGUUGCAUGAACAACACGGGACGGAAAUUCCAUUUUGUUUGGGAAUUCUGCACAUGGAUUUCCUCUGCUGUACGCUACAAAAUGGACGAAGCUGAAAACGUUUCUUUUCUAGCAGCUGUUGCAUUAGUGCUAUGCUAGCUCGCCAAGAGAGUUAUAAUGCGUUAUCGAUUUACAAUCAGAAACGUCAGCUGGUUACAUGCAAAAAAGAAAAAUCACUACAGAAAUAUGCUCGCUUGCUGUGUCAGAGAACCAUUUUGAAAAUGUGUUUAUGUUAUUACAAAGUUACAGGUGUAGAGCUACAGUGGCAUUGGGAUGAAAUAUAUUCGAUAAGAUAAAAUCAAAAAUAUCUUUAUACAAAAUUGUUUACACACAGAUAAAAGACGUAUCGCUUUACUGUGAUUCAUCAACCCACAUUUGCUCGUAUGUGGAAAAUUAAAUAUAUUUCGUUGCAUCACAGUAACUGAAACAUUUAGUUUUUGUUGUCUCAAUAGCUUUUCUCGAAUCUCCACAACACUGAUCUUGUUAUCUUCCCCAAAUUUAUGGGAGCCAUUUUGUGUGCUGCAUCCAUCCUGCACGUUUUAUCCUUCGCCAUAGCCAUAUGGAUAAACUUAGCAAAUGAGCUUUUUCCAAUAUGCUAAAAUACAAAAAAAAUAGGGCUGUGGUGCAGAUGUGUAUUUUAGCACCACUAUAUGUGACUGUAAUAUUCGCGAUUAUUGUUAGAAAAUGUUGAGACAGGUGUUUGUAAUGAUGUUAGGCCACUGAACAAACUGUUACCUUGCCUUGUUCAAAGAGCGAGAAAUGAAUUCGUCUAUAUUUGUAUUAAUAUAUCCAGGGGAAAUGUCAAAAAUGAAGCGCUUGUAGAGUCUUUGCUGUGCAAUGCAAACCGAAUGGCAGGUUUUCUUAUAUUUUACCUUUGUACAUGUAGCAGUUUUAUAUUGAUGAAGACACUAUAAAUGUGUACAUGCAUUUACAAUGGGAGUUACAUUAUGGAAUAGCUGGGAAAGUGCCAAUUUUGGACUUGUUUUAUUACAAGAAGACUUGCCAUUAAAUGAAGCUAUAUAAUUUUUGCCAGGAUAAUUUACUCAAUGACGGGACAAAGCUGCUUUUAAAUAGAGCAAUUUUAUUAAAUAAUGCAUUAUAAUAUAAGAAAUAAUAACUGGAGAUUUUUUUAUUUGCAAUCAUAGACUGUUAAGAGUUCUCAAGCCACAUUGAAAACUUAGUCGGUGGAUUUCUCACAAAUGUAAUUCUAUGCUGUUGAUAAGUUUGUACAGAAAAAGUGUUGCUUGUUAAGUUGUAUACAUGAGCUUAUUUUGAGCGCUUUGUCACUCUUACAUGUUCUCUGUUUUUAGAGAAACACAGUGGAGGUAUAUGAUGGUGAAGAAGGAGCCUUUGGACUACAGGCUUAAUUGGUCCUGGGUUUGCCUAUGAUGCUUGAAUACUGGGUCCUAACAUGUUUUAGGUGUCUGUUGAAGUUGCAGUGCCUUCCAAAAGCACUUAAUUUUCUAUUAAGUUGAAUUGUGACCCAAAUUUUUUCAGGCUCCAAAGAUAUCAGACAGUCCCACAAACGUUUCUUUUUCUUUUACAAACCCUUGCUCUUAAUACUUAAUAUUGCAUAUGCCAACAGAAGCUAAAGGAAUAGUUCAUCCAGAAAUGAUAAUUCUGUCUAUAGUUAAGCAGUUUUUGCAAAGACAGUAGUGACCGUGAUUUUAAGAUUUAAAAAAUUACCAAAAAAGAUCCAUAAAGGUGGUCAGUAUGACUAUGUGCUAUAUUCCAAGUCACCUGAUGUCAAUCGAUAUCUUUGUGAGAAGAACAGACCGAAAUUGAAGCCGUUGUUCACUGAUACUUUAUCUCUAUUCAGACUGGGUCAUGAAGUCAGUGAGUUGAACUCUGAUCCAAAAAACUCAAAAGAACAAUUUCCGGUUCACUGAUUCAGCAGUUCUCGAGUUGACAGCUCAUUGGAGAGGAAAAUUUCCAUUGAAUAACAGCUUUAGGGAAUAUAGUCCAAGGCACGUAUGGAUCUUUUUUUUUUGGUUUCAUUUUCGGAGC